Callithrix jacchus (white-tufted-ear marmoset) is the source of this 4605-nucleotide messenger RNA. RefSeq lists its product as uncharacterized. The record is from RefSeq and is a predicted model, not a curated record. NCBI's taxonomy places the organism in Eukaryota, Metazoa, Chordata, Mammalia, Primates, Cebidae.
GCAGGUCCCAGGCGCGGAUGGCAUCGGCGGCGUGGUCGGUAGUGCAGUAAGCUGGUCGGGGCAUCCACGGCGCAGUCAGCGGCUUCCCAGCUGCUCACAGUGUCAGCGCCGUCGGCGGUGCGGUCAGCUCGUCGGGUGCGUCAGUGGUGUUGGUGGCGCGAUCUGCGCCUGUGGCGUCCAGAGGGUCUGUGGCGUUGGCAGCGUGGUCGGCGCGUCAGUGAUGUCAGCGGCGACACGACAGCGUCUACAGUGCGUCGGCAGGUCCCAGGCGCCGAUGGCAUCGGCGGCGCGGUCGGCGGUGCAGUAAGCUGGUCGGGGACAUCCAAGGCUCGGUCAGCGGUUCGGCGGCGGCGUCCCAGGCACUGACGGUGUCCGCGGGGUCUGCGGCGUCCGCGGCACGGUCGGCGCGUCGGGGGCGUACACGCCGCGGUCUGCGUCGUGGGUCUCUGCAGCGCGAGACGUCCGCGGCGCAGUGGGCCCCUCUGCGGCGUGAAGGCAACUUCCGAGCAUAUGAAGGCCAAUCAUGUUCAGACCUAGGCGGAGGUUCCUGCUGACCCUGGCUCUCACCAGCACAUUGUUCUUUACUGUCUGGAGCUUCAGUGCUGUGUGCUCUGGGCCUCCAUGCUGGGGCACCACCGACUCUGGCUGUCCAGGGCUUCCAGUGGACUCUCCGAGGCACUGAUGUAGAAUUCAGUGCACCAAGAGCAGCCUCCCAUGGUGUGGGCUUACAUGAAGAGCUGUCAGAUUCAACAGAAAUUGUAUUUGUAACAUUGAAGAGACACUUCUCACCUUCCUGAAAUGCCCUUCGUUAUCUUCUUCAAGUUGCAAGGGCUCUGGAACAGCCCUUGCAGUGCUUCCACAAAAGACAUCACUGCCAACUUCAGGGAAGUGGGAACACAGCUGCCUGCUUUAGGGUAUGGGUUACUUUUGUGCCUGGAAUGUGUCUGAUGUACUGCUUUCUGUACCCAUUUCGGGAAGCCUUGGGAGGAGCCUGAAUCACUGAUGGAAUUGGACAGUGCGUGGAGAUGGUUGAGCAGGAUGAGGUCCUUGGUUCUACCUGUGAUGCCCGAAAUGUCAGCAUGAUGGCAUCGGGUGGGAUGUGUUCCAGGAAGACCACAGAGGCAAACUUUCCAGAUAUCAUCGAGAAUUCCUACUCCCAGCAGGAAGAGACCAAACCAAAUAUCGGAGCCAGCAAAAAUAGACUUCUUCUGAGUCAGGUGGCUUACUUCCUGAACUACCAGCUGAAAACAUACAGAGAUCGAAAAGAUCACGAAGAACAGAAAGGCAGAGAUAGCAAAAAUAAACUUCUUAUGAGUCAAAUGGCCUACUACCUGGGCUGCUGGCUGAAGACGGAAGUCCCUGGCUAUCUGUGUUCUGCCCAAAACGUCACCACAGUGGCAUCUGGCAGGGCUCCUUCCAGAAAAAACACAGAAGUGAACAUUCCAGAAGACAUUGAGAAAUUCUGCUCCCAGCAGGAAGAAAUCAAAGCAAAUUUCAGAGCUGGCAAAAAUAGACUUCUUCUGAGUCAGGUGGCCUACUUCCUGAACUACCAGCUGAAGACCUACAGAGAUCGAAAAGAUCACGAUGAAGAACAGAAAUGCAGAGACAGCAAAAAUAAACUUCUAACAAGUCAAGUGGCCUACUACCUGGGCUGCCGGCUGAAGCCGGAAGUCCCUGGCUAUCUGUGUUCUGCCCCAAACAUCAGCACUGUGGCAUCUGGCAAGCCUCCUUCCAGAGAAAACACAGAGGUGAACAUUCCAGAAGGCAUUGAGAAAUCCUUCCAACAGGAAGAAAACAAACUGACUUUCAGAGCCAGCAAAAAUAGACUUCUUCUGAGUCAGGUGGCCUACUUCCUGAACUACCAGCUGAAGACCUACAGAGAUCAAAAAGAUCGCGAUAAAGAACAGAAAUGCAGAGACAGCAAAAAUAAACUUCUUAUGAGUCAAGUGGCCUACUACCUGGGCUGCCAGCUGAAGACGGAAGUCCCUGGCUAUCUGUGUUCUGCCCCAAACGUCAUCAUGGUGGCAUCAGGCAAGCCUCCUUCCAGAGAAAACACAGAGGUGAACGUUGCAGAAGGCAUUGAGAUAUCCUGCUCCCGGCAGGAAGAAAACAAAUCGAUUUUCAUAGCCAGCAAAAAUAGACUUCUUCUGAGUCAUGUGGCCUACUUCCUGAACUACCAGCUGAAGACCUACAGAGAUCGAAUAGAUCACGAUGAAGAAGAGAAAGGCCGAGACAGCAAAAAUAAACUUCUUAUGAGUCAAGUGGCCUUCUACCUGGGCUGCCGGCUGAAGAUGGAAGUCCCUGGCUUUCUGUGUUCUGCCCAAAACAUCAGCAAGGUGGCAUCUGGCAGGCCUCCUUCCAGAAGAAACGCUGAGUUGAACAUUCCAGAAGGCAUUGAGAAAUCUUGGUCCCAGCAGGAAAAUAAACCGAAUAUCAGAGGCAGCAAAAAUAGACUUCUUAUGAGUCAGGUGGACUACUCCCUGAACUAUCGGCUGAAGACAUGCAAAGAUCGGAGACGUCACGAGGAGGAACAGAAAUACAGAGACAGCAAAAAUAAACUUCUUAUGAGUCAAGACUACCCAGGCUGCAGGCUGAAGAUGGAGAAAAACGACAAAGAUGAGGAUGAAGAUGUUCAUGUCACGGAGGCUGAGAACAUCCAGGAAUCACGUGCCUCCAGGAAUCUGCAGGAGUCUGUGGAGGAGGAAGCCCCCGAGGAGUCCUGGGAUGAAGAUGAUUCGACUCUCUCAAUUCCUCCUGGCACAUUUGCCUUCAAUGAGCCUAACAGGACCAACUUGCACUCAUUAGAGGAACAGCAGGUCAACUUGGCUCAUGAUGUAGAUAAGAUUAAAAAGGACCAAGAAGAGGAAGAAGACCAAGGCCCACUGUGCCCCAGGCUCAGCAUGGAGCUGGUGGAAGCAGAAGAGCCUGAAGUCUUCUGGUACUCACUGGAUAUAUUGUAUUCAACAUAUACAGCUCAUCUUGAGUUUUAUUACACAUGCCAGGCUUACACAUAUGCCAUUUUUUAUAUGCAGAAGAGCAUGUUCGCUUGACUUUGGACAUGGACAGUAGAUUUCUUACUCUGACGGUGAUAGGACUCCACCUGAUCUCCCAGGUAGGGGUCAUAUUCCCACACUAAGACAACGUGUCACAUGGGACUCUGCCGGUGCAGAGUGUGAGCAAUGCCAUGUUCUUGCUGAAAAUGCUUAGCCUGAGGUAAUCUCCAGACAACUUCCAAUGUAGAACAGUGAGCGGCACAACUGACCUGUCUCCUUCAGACAGCCCAGGUCACCACAAAUCACACAACUGAAAGGAGAAGAGAUGCUUUGGGUUGAAAAAGAGUAAAAAGAGAAUGUAGCUACAUUUCUUUAGUUCUUUUGAACCCAAAGUGUCUCCUCACCUUUUUGUUGUUGUCAUUGAUGGUGGGGAAAUGGGCUUGUUUGUAGAGGAUAGGUCAGCUCUCCGGCUCAAUGGUCUGUACUCUGAAGUUGUCUGAAAAUGUCCUCAUGCUUAAAUUCAGCCUAAGUGUUUUUCCGGGAACACUGCAGUGUCAUUGCUACAUCACCCAUCUGCAGGUAGAGAAGGUUCCAUGUGUCUACCACCAUGAUCGUGAUACCAGCACUGUUCCACCAUUUGUCUAUCACCAUGAUCGUGAUGCCAGAUCUGUACCUUUCAGAGACACCUUAUUUAUGCGGAUAUAUAUAUUCAGAGACACCUUAAUUAUACGGAUAUAUAUAUUCAGAGAUACCUUAUUUAUACAGAUAUAUAUAUAUAUAUAUAUAUAUAUAUAUAUAUAUGGAAGUAAUUGGAAAAAUGGUUUUUAAAAGUAUUAAUAUCCUGUAUUCAAAUGAUCAUCCCUCAACAUUUUAUUAUUCAUUAAUCAUCCCUGGCUGUGUCAAUUAUUGUAUUUGCAUCUCUACACUGGAAAUUUUAUAUUUUUACUGUAUCUUUGCUUUUGCUGGUUUCUGUUGUUGAACCAAAAAAAAUUCCCUGCCUGCAUUUCAAUUUUUGCCAAAGUUAAUUUUAAUCUAUACAAUGAAAAUUUUUUUCUUUAAGAUAAGACUGUCAGUGCAUAAGGCCACAGCAAAACAGAGCCUUUGUUUGCUAAUUUUUAAGCCUUUGUUAAUUUCUGGCUGACGAGAGAGGUAGUUUAUUUAAUUAGCUGCUAAUAUCUAUUCAAGUGAGCAGCCAGAUAAAUGUCUAUCAGACUAAGGAUGUGCAAAGCCCAGGUCAUUUUCUUUGAGUCUUUUAAACUAUUUCAGAAGAGAAGGGAAUAGGCAGAUUCCUUUAGAGAAUACACUAAAAGACACAACCGUUUUUCAGAACAGAAUAGAAAAUCCAUUAAAAUGCACGAAAUAUUUUCUCAUGAAAUGUAAUCUCUCUAAACUUAGCCAUUAUAUGAAAGUCAAUUCUUAAUAUACCACACUACAUUGACUGUUGACGUUCAUAAGAAUUCAUUUUCAUGUUUGUUAUUUGAAAAAGCAAAAGGACUGUAAUCCUUUCUUUUCUUUGCCAUGAUCAUUUUAAGAUUGACGAUUUUUUUUUCAAAAUAAAAUUAAAGAUUUUAAAGAUUGAAAAUUGACAUUAAAAUUUAUCUUCUCAAAGCAA